Messenger RNA from Entrophospora sp. SA101, 2448 nucleotides. The record is from the annotation of a GenBank genome assembly. Lineage: Eukaryota; Fungi; Glomeromycota; Glomeromycetes; Entrophosporales; Entrophosporaceae.
AUGACUGAUAAUCUUGAUAAUAUAAUAGAAGUUGAAAAACAAAAUAUUAUUACUACUUAUAAUGACAGUAGUGGUAGUGGUAAAAAAAAAGAUCAAUAUUAUAUUACAAUUAGUGACGAUGGAAAAUAUAUAGCUAGGCUUGAUUGUAGUAAGGGUGAAAGUUUAAGAUUAAAAAUUACACAUCAUGAAAAUUUUGAAUUAUUAAAUAAUGAUGAUAAUGAUAGUGGCAGUGAUAAAGGACAAGACAAAAUAAAGAUUUGUGAUAUUGUUAAAAAAUUAACGUUUUUAGAUGAACUUAAUCCAUAUGUAAAACCUUUAGAGGAUAAUAGCAAGCAGGAAGAACAAAUAAAAAAGGAUAAUAUAAAACAAAAAGGAAAUACAAAAGGGGAUAAUAGAAAACAAGAACAAACAAAAAAGGAUAAUAGAGAACAAGAAGAACAAAUAAAAAAGGACAAUAGAAAACUUUUAACUUGGUCAUUUUCUAUAUCAAAUAUGAUUUCUUUUAAUAGUAAACCAACAAUUUUAGUAGCAAUUUCAAGAGUAGUACCAAAUGAUAUGAUUGAUCGUGAUAGACCAAUUAAUCACUUACAUGAUAAACUUAAGGAAUAUAAAGAACUCAAAUUAGAAUAUCAAAAUAUGAAAGAACUUCAUUAUUAUCCUUUGCAUUCACAACCUUCUAGUAGUGUAAUAUUUUAUAUAGAUAUAAGUGAUAUUUAUAAAAAUGAUGAUAAAAGUAACAAUAGCAAUUAUGAGAUUAAGGUAGAUGAAAAUAAAGUAAAUGAAACUUGUUUAACUAGUAAUAUUGGUGGAAUAGUGAGGUUUUUACCAGAAGUUGAAAAAACCAAAACAAGUCUUUUAAUAACAAAUGUAAAAGGAUUUUAUAAAUCUCUUGAUGAUUUAGAUAAACCAAAUAUUUAUUCAAAAUUAAAAACUCAAAAAUAUGGUACCCCUGCUUAUGCAAUUUCAUUAAACAAUCUUUUGCUGGCAUUUACACGUGGAAAUAAUGAUAUUAGAAUUUAUUCUAUGGAAUCAGGUCUUUUUAUUGCCUUAAAAAGUUUGGAUAACAAAGAGGAAGUUUUAUUUCUAGAAUUUAUACAUGAUGAUGAAAGAUUAUUCAUUAUUACACAAAAUGACACCAAUCAUGAAAUCUCAAUAAAAAUUUGGGAUAUUUUUAAUUCUUCUCCUGAAGAUUUUAAAUAUAAAAUUAACAACAAUAUUAUUCCAAAAAAAAUUGAUUGUUUGAAUAUUGCAAGAUCAAAUGGGAUGAUUUUUUUUGUUAAAGAAGAUGGCAAAGUCUUAAAUGUUCUUAAAAAUAUCGAAUUCAAAGAAUUCAAAGUAUUUGAAAAUGAUGAUGACAAUAAUGGAAUAAAAGAAGAAAAAUCAUUUACUGUAUUUAAAAAUUUUAAGAAAGUUGAUAAAUAUUUAAACCAUUGGUAUUAUUGUGCAGAAGAUGAUUCUGAUAAACAUAAAAUAUUUGAUCCUUUUGAAAAACAUGGUGAUCUUGGUGGUCCAAAAACUUUACUAUUAGUAGAUAAUAAGGAAAAAUUGGUUGAUGUUGAUCAAAUUACACCACUAGUAAAUAAUAAGGAACAAUGGAAUUUGAGAGUUGGUUGUAGAAAAUUUGAACUGGAAGUUACUUGGGAAUUGACUGAUAAUAGUAUAGGAAUAAAUUUUAAACUUGAAGAUACCAAAAGCAACACCCUACAAAAUAGUGCAAAGAAAAUUUCUUUUAAAAAAGUAGCUUUUGGAAAAGAUAAUCAAAAUAGAACAAAUGAAAUUAAAGAUAAAAUUGUUCAAAAAGCUGAAGGAAAAAACAAACACAAUAAAGUACCAUUCAACUUGUGUGUAGUACCACUUCCAAAUUUCACAGUUAAUAAGAUUGAAAAGAAAAAAAAAGUAGUUACAACUUUCCUAGCUUUUCUUAGACUUGGAACAUCUAUAAUAGUUAAAUCAUUUGAAAUUGAAAAUGCAUUUGGUAGUGUUAAACCUGAUCAAGGAACAAUUGCUGCUAUAUCUUUUUCAGUUAAUGUGUAUGAAAACACAUCACAGCAAAGUAAACUUGAACUACUCAAGCUCCAAGCUACUUUCAUAUCAGACUAUGAGGCUCUGGAUUUAGAAGAUGAUUUUUUAAAUCCUCCUAAACCUGAUCCGAAAUACAUUUGUUAUAAUAAUAAUAAUCUUGAUUCAUGGAAAGAAAGAACCAAAUCAAGAAGAGGUUGUUUAUAUGCAAAAUACGAAAAUGAUAAUUCUUAUAUUCAAUACAUUCUUGAAAAAAAGGAUUUUGACCAUCAAGAUGGUUCUUUGUGGCAGAUUUAUAAUAAAUUGGAUGAUUUCAAUGAUGAUGAUGUUAAUGAAAAAAUUUCAAAUUUAGAAAAAAAAAUGGAUGCGAAAAUGGAUAACAUAAUGUUGCAAUUACAACAAUUACAACAAUUACUCCAAAGACCUUGA